AUGAUAACGAAAUAUUUUCAAAGUGUUAAUGUUAAGUUUAAUCCAUUUCAGUCAAAUAAUAAAGCUUCAAGAUUGUUCUUAGCUAAAAUACCAUCAACCAGUAAAAUAGAAUAUAAAGUUUUAAAUUCAAGUGAUUCAAAACCAGAAGUAAAAGUUACAUUUAAAGAUAAACAUUCAAUUAUAGUUGAUCCAACAAAUAUGAAAUUAAUAGAUUUAGAAGAAAGAUUCGAUUCUCAUUCAAGAAAAUUAGCAAUUAAAGAUGCUAUAGAGAAUUAA
Molecule: messenger RNA, 276 nt
Organism: Insectozyma verbasci
Lineage: Eukaryota; Fungi; Ascomycota; Pichiomycetes; Serinales; Debaryomycetaceae
Source: the annotation of a GenBank genome assembly